Molecule: messenger RNA, 4920 nt
Organism: Paramisgurnus dabryanus
Lineage: Eukaryota; Metazoa; Chordata; Actinopteri; Cypriniformes; Cobitidae
Source: RefSeq, a predicted model, not a curated record
AACGCAGGGCAUGCCAAACUCCUGAAAUCACUACAAAUCCUCUUAUCUGCCCAAUCUGCUGCUUUCCUCACCAUUAUGCCCUCCCAUUUCCUCUCCCCGUGCCUGUGAACCCACCAUGAGUGGAGAGUGUAAUCCAACUGGAUUACAGUGUAAAUUGGGUGAUGGAGGAUUGGGCUCUGUUAGUGAAACUCAACUGCGGGACACAGUUGUUGUGACUCUACACUGAUCAGGGUUUCCUAUUUGUGUAGAUUGAAUAAGUGUUUAUUUUAGGGAUUACUUCAUAAAACCACAAAUUUUUCAGAGCAUCUAUCAGAAGUUAAUGAAGUAGAUCAUAACAUAUUGAUUGGAUUGGAUAUAAAAAGAAGAAGAAAGAAGACACGAUCAGAAAAUUUAUUGGAUUACUUGGAUUAUCUGUUUCAGCCAGAAUAUGAUGAGCAUUGAUUAGUUUACUUUGUCCAGGGAAAGUUUUUGGAUGACCUAGAAGAACAUGACUCUUCUGAUGUGGAUAACCAGGCCUUCUGGACACUUUGGGAUGUUUAAUCUAUACAGUUGAUGUGGACCUCUGAGUGGUCCAGGGAGGAAUAUGAAGCGAUUUAAGACAGCAUGAGGAAAUAUGCAAAUGGCAGUCGGGAUAUAUUUUUAGUAGGAAUAUUGGAGUAGUGGACACGGACUCUUGAUAGUACCGAUGUGGCAUUUAAGGAUGGUCAUCAGCAUCAUGUGUUGCCGAAGAUUUUCUUGGGUUAUAUUCCUCAUGGUCUAUGUAGGCUGGCUCUGUAUCUCUACCAAUGCUCAAAUGAGGAUUCCACCUGAAACGGUUCAAAAAUGGGCCAAUACUCUUUCAGAGCAAAUAAAUGCCAUUGCGUCAAAAUAUUCUGGAGCUGCUCUAUUACAAAAGAAACUUAAAGAUGUCGAGCCCAUCAUUAAAAUCGAGGAGUUGGAUGGAGCACGGCUGGUCCUGGAAUUUUCCGAUGAAAUCGAGAGAAUGCUGGGAAGCAAGAUGAAAUCUGUUAAGAGGCUUGCAGACACAGCUGAGGAUGCCGAUUUGUAUCAUGAGUUCAAUGCAUCAUUAAAGUUUGACUAUUACAAUUCGUUAUUGGUGAAUACUAUGGACGAAGAGGGAAAUUUCAUCGAGCUUGGAGGUGAAUUUCCACUAGAGGAGAAUGAGCAUUUCAACAAGCUUCCCGUUAACACUUUAAUGAGCGCCAUCCAGGUUCCAACCAAUGUCUACAACAAAGAUCCAGAGAUUCUUAAUGGAGUGUAUAUGUCCGAAGCCUUAAAUGAUGUGUUCAUAAGUAACUUUCAGAAGGAUCCAACCCUCACGUGGCAAUAUUUCGGCAGCUCGGCAGGGUUCUUCAGACUUUAUCCAGGAAUAAAAUGGACCCCUGAUUCAAAUGGUGUUGUUUCUUUCGACUGCAGAAACAGAAACUGGUAUAUCCAGGCUGCCACUUCUCCUAAAGAUAUCGUCAUCGUGGUUGAUGUCAGUGGCAGUAUGAAGGGUCUGAAAAUGACCAUUGCCAAACACACCAUUAACACUAUCCUGGACACUCUUGGCGAAAAUGACUUUGUCAAUAUUAUUGCAUACACCGAUUAUGUCCGCUAUGUGGAGCCCUGUUUUAAAGGAACCUUGGUGCAAGCAGACUUGGACAAUCGCGAGCAUUUCAAACUGCUUAUAGAAGAACUUCAAGUAAAGGGAGAAGCAACAGUCAAAAAAGCCAUGAAGGAGUCUUUCCGCAUCCUUGCUGACGCCAGAGCAAAUGGUCAGGGCAGUCUAUGCAACCAAGCAAUUAUGUUGAUCACAGAUGGAGCCAUGGAGGAUUUCCAAUCUGUGUUUGAAGAGUUCAACUGGCCUGACAGGAAGGUUCGCGUUUUUACUUAUCUUAUUGGCAGAGAUAUGACCUUCUCAGAAAACACCAAAUGGAUUGCCUGCAACAAUAAGGGGUAUUAUACUCACGUCUCUACACUGGCUGAUGUACAAGAGAACGUCAUGGAGUAUCUUCAUGUUCUUAGUCGACCAAUGGUCAUCAACCAUGACCAUGACAUCAUCUGGACUGAGGCGUAUAUGGACAGUGUGGUGUUCAAAAGCAAAGCACACAGUCUGCUGCUCAUGACGUCUGUGGCCAUGCCAGUGUUUAGUAAGAAGAAAGAAACACUUUCUCAUGGCAUACUGUUAGGAGUUGUGGGAACUGAUAUCCCUCUUCUGGAAGUCAUGAAAAUUGCCCCACGAUAUAAGCUUGGUACACAUGGCUAUGCCUUCCUCAUCACAAACAAUGGAUACAUCUUGGCACACCCUGAUUUGAGACCUCUGUACUAUGAUAAGAAGAUUUUAAAGCCUAAGCCGAACUACAACAGUGUAGAUCUGUCAGAGGCAGAGUGGGAAGACAAAGAAGACAGUCUAAGAACAGCCAUGGUGAAAGGAGAAACCGGUACUUUGACUUUAGAUGUGAGGGCAGCUGUUGAUAAAGAGAAAAGACCCUUGUUCCUAAAAAAUGAUUAUUUCUACACAACUAUCAACGAGACUCCUUUUAGUUUUGGAAUGGUGCUUACAAGAGGUCACGGACAGUACAUGUUUUUUGGAAAUGUUUCUGUGGAGGAGGGCCUUCAUGACCUACAGCAGCCAGAUCUCACUUUGGCCAAUGAAUGGACUUAUUGCGAGACAGAUAUUGACCCACACCAUCGCAAACUCACUCAGCUGCAGGCUGUGGUCCGAUACCUGACUGGGAAAGAGCCAGAUUUAGAGUGUGAUGAGAUUCUGCUGCAGCAAACAUUGUUUGAUGCUGUGGUAACGGCACCACUGGAGGCUUACUGGACAGCACUUACACUUUCCGCACAGGGUGUAGAUGAAGGCAUGGAGACGGCUUUCCUUGGAACCCGCUCGGGUCUGAUGCGUGUCAUUAGAUAUGCAGGAAGUGAGAAACAAGUGGGGAAAAAGUUCUUGACCCCCAUUGACAAAGAAAACCUCUUCACUGUGGACCACUUUCCCAUCUGGUAUCGCCUGGCUGCUGAGAACAAACCUGGUCAAUUCUUCUUUUAUGUCCCUCAAGAUGGCGUGAACAAAGGGAGGAACACUUUCGUGGCAGUGACAUCCGUCACGGUGACAGAAGGGAAAAGAACAGCACUUGCUGGAGCUAUUGGAAUGCAGGCAUCUCUGGAUCUAUUAGAAAGAGUUUUCUUUUCUGUUACAAAACAACCAAACGACACGGAUUGCAGUGAUGUGGAUGGUAUUUGUCCUCUCAGCUGUGAAAGCAUUGAUGUUAACUGUUACCUAGUUGACAAUAAUGGUUUCAUACUGAUCUCAAAGGACAGAGGAGAUGUUGGGAAAUUCUUUGGAGAAAUAGAUGGAUCUGUGAUGGGCCAGCUACUCAAAUCAGGCUUGUUUAAAAGGGUGACAUUAUAUGACUACCAGGCCAUGUGUAAGAAUGCUCACCACCACUCUAGUGGAGCUAAACCACUGCUCAGUCCUUUCUAUGGUCUACUGGCAUUAAUAAAAUGGUUCUUCUCAAAUUUUAUGAUGUUUUUAUUGGAGUUCAACUUCUGCGGACUUUGGCAUAAUGACUAUGUAGUAGACGCACACAACAAACAGAAGAAAGCUGACUUAAUGCAGCCUUGCAACACCGAAUAUCCCGGCUUCAUAUAUGACACGUCAAUUCGAGAGACAAACAGCAUCAUCAAAUGUGGCCGUUGUCAAAAGAUGUUUGUUCUACAUCAAGUUUAUAACAGUAACCUGGUCAUGUUGGUGGUCCAGGCAGACUGUGACUGUUCUCGCCAAUAUGCUCCUAUCACUCUCAUGCCUAAGGAGGUCAAAUAUAAUGCCACAGUUAAGUGCAACAGGAUGAAAUCGCAGAAGAUUCGAAGACGACCGGAGUCUUGUCAUGCAUACCAUCCUCAUGAAAAUGCCAAGGACUGUGGUGGAGCAUGUGGGAUAUUCAUAUCUCUCAUACUGUUAUUUAUAUGUUUGGUCACGUCAUUAACCUUGAGAUGAUUAAAAAAUAUAUAUUAACAGCCAAGCAACAGGCCUGUCAUUGACCACAAAAACAAACAUGGCCAGGCUAGUGUUGCUUAAUACACAGCAAUCCCGUUCACUACUGGACACUGUACAGAUAAUAUUUUGUAGAUGUUCUCAGUGGGAUUAACUGAGUGUGAGAUAUAAUCUAAGAUUUUCUCUUGUGACUUGAUGUUAUACAUCAGCUCAAUAUUUUAAGGUGUAUAAUGAAAGUUUCAAUAAUGCAGCAAAUAUAGAGCAUUAUUACCUUUGUCAUUUAUACGUGUAAUAUAUAACACUGUAAAUAACACAAAUGUUAGCCAUAUAAGUAUAAAUGUAAAAAGUAAUGGUUGAAUGGAUGGAUUAAAACGUCUUGUACCAGUACCAAAAAUAUCAGUAUAAAAAUUGUAGCUACAUAAUGUUUCAAUAUGAUUACUAGGUAAAAAUAUAUACUCAAAGUAAAAAAUUACAUUUCAUAAAAUGUUUAUAGGUGAGGACAAAAUAUGAAAUUUAGUAAAUGUAAACUAAUUUCUUAAAGUGGUUAACUUAUCAAAGUUAACUAAUGCACGAUAACAUUUGAUUUUUGAAGAAUAUCUAAAUACACCACCACUUAUGAAAAAUAAUUAUGAUUUUUUUUUGUAUUAAAACCAGUAUUUAAAAAUUAACUACUUAACUAUGGUUUACUAGAUACCAUAAAUACCAUAGUUUAACAGUGAUGUUUAUCGUAAAACUACUGUAUGGUUACACAAAUGUUACUCUAUUCACUAUAAAAACAUAAUAACUACGCUUUUACUGUAAUAAAACCAUGCCACUGUAAAAAAAUGGAGCAUUUUGUUGGAAGUUGUUUAAUUAAAUUUUUUAAUUUAUGUAAACCGGUAAAAAUUUAAAAUAAUAUGUUAAAAAAGACUUGCAAAACCAAAUUGUUUUAAAUUCAUGCUGCA